AUGCGAUGUCGAUCGUACAACGUUUCUGUUGGAGGCCCAGAACAUUCGACAGUGACUACUCAGAAACGACUCUGCACUACAAAUGGUCCCCUGCUAGCCUGGUUGAUCGCCCAUUUGUUCAUCAAUCUUGCAGCUUUGAUUGCCAUUCAAACGUCCAGAUAUCGUGCCAUCAUACCAUAUAUCAGUGCCGCUGUUGUAGAUCUCCUGAUGGCAUCUGCAUAUUUUGUUGUACUUCUUGUUCAAAUGAUUCGUGGAGAACAGAUUGAUCCUGUUCUCGUGGUGUUCAUCGUGGUCGUUGUGAUAUUCAAAUCGUAUAGUGUUUAUUGUUCUCGUCGACUUUACUGGAUACUUCAAUCGGUAUUUGAUCGCCGUUACUCUACCCGUACAAUGAUCGUCAAAGACGACUCGGUCUUUCAAUUUUGA
Messenger RNA from Haemonchus placei, 423 nucleotides. Lineage: Eukaryota; Metazoa; Nematoda; Chromadorea; Rhabditida; Trichostrongylidae. The record is from the annotation of a GenBank genome assembly.